AUGCAUUUACAGGACAUUCGUAAAUUUUUCGGUGGGAAACCAGCUGGCAGUGGUAAGAGUGCUUUGACCGAAGUUCGCAAUUCAAAGGGAAGUCCAGUGCAGAUGAAAUCACCGAACAAAAAGCAUCCGGCCGCUGUUUCGCAGAAAAGAUCACGCCAUCUGCAGCUCUCAUCUGAUAGUGAUAGCGAGAAUCCGUUACCAGCCGAAACGAGGAAACACCUUCAGAAGUCUAAGAAACCACGUGUCAUACAGCUUUCCUCAUCAGAUGAUGAUUUACCGCCAUCAGCAUCUCAGCGAAGACCACAGAGAAGAGGCACGAAAAUCUCACCGAGUCCAAAGGAAACUGACGUAGCUGAAGGCUCGAAAACAUCAUCAAAGCAGAACGAUAGAGAUGAUGAAGUGGAGAUCAGUGAUUCGGACGAAGACUCCAGUUUUAUGCCCGCUCCGCCGCUGAAGAAAGGAAAACGUUCUGCAGCCGUGUUGCCUCCUGGCCAAUCAAAAUUGGAGUUUUCGAAGAAUAUUGCGAAUAAAGCGAAGGCAACUUCCAAAGGUCGAUUAUUCUGA
Molecule: messenger RNA, 564 nt
Organism: Anisakis simplex (herring worm)
Lineage: Eukaryota; Metazoa; Nematoda; Chromadorea; Rhabditida; Anisakidae
Source: the annotation of a GenBank genome assembly